This is a messenger RNA of Lizanozyma spartinae, 2139 nucleotides long. It is a transcript of the gene CDC4, whose product is annotated as SCF ubiquitin ligase complex subunit. Bases 1 to 2139 code for a protein of 712 amino acids. Lineage: Eukaryota; Fungi; Ascomycota; Pichiomycetes; Serinales; Debaryomycetaceae. Gene Ontology annotation, molecular function: protein binding. The record is from RefSeq and is a predicted model, not a curated record. The transcript has a single exon.
AUGAGACUCUCUGAUUCGUGGUUACCUCGAGAGUACCAGAAACUUACUCUACUUCCCACAGAACUGAGAGAAAACAGAAAGAGAAUAAGAAACGUAUCCAAUGAAUUAAAUGAUGAUGACGGUACGGCCAUAAGUGAUUUUGAAACUCAAACCUCGGUGCAUUCGGAUCAGAAGGAUGUUUUGUCGUUAAUACAUCCACCAAAACGUCGUCUUACCAGUGUUAUGUCUCCCAUAGUUAAUGAAGUUGAAGAUGAGGACACUCCUAUGGUUGGAGUCGAUGUUAAUGUUAGACAAAUGGACCUUACUCCAGGUAACGAAGAACGUACUACCACUAUUAAUGCUUCUACUGCUGUUUCUGAUAAAUCUCCUUCAUCAAAUACCCCAGAUUCGAUACCAGAAUAUGAAGAUAACGAUAACCAACCCCAACAAUUACCCUUACCUUCACCAAGUGCAUCUCCAGUUCAAACCGGACCUUCCAAAGCAGGAUAUGACCCCAUGGAGAAUUUACUAAUAAAUUCACCUCAAACCCAAGGAGAAUUAUUGGAUUUAAUCUCUAAUCUUUCGGUUCAUUUGAAUGAAAGAAAUCAAAAUUAUCUCAUUUUUAAACUCCUCCAAAACGUCAACAGGCGUACUUUGAGUAUGAUCACAGAUAUUUUGUAUGGUAGUUUGAAAAGAGAUUUGAUUAGCGGGCUACCUCCAGAAAUAACCGUGAGAAUCCUUUCUCAUAUGGAUUAUAAAACUUUAGGUGCCAUGUCUCAGGUAUGCAAAAGUUGGAAUAACAUCGUCAAUAAUAAGAAGUUGUGGAUAGACCUAUUGGUUAGAGAUAAGCUUAUCACUCCAGAAUGUAUUGAAAAGGAAAUUAACGACCCCAAAUUACUUGAAGAUUGGAACUUCUUUCCUAAAUAUUCCAAUAUUGGUCAAGUUUUAUACCGUAAACGUCGUACCAUCUUAAGACGAUGGAUGGACCCAACUUAUGAACCAAAGCGUAUAAGUGUACCUGGACAAGGUAAGAAUUUGGUUACUUGUCUUCAACAAGAUGAAGAGAAGAUUGUCACUGGAGUUGAUGAUAAGUUGAUCAAUAUUUAUUGUCCCAAAACAGGCAAACUCUUGAAGGUUUUAAAAGGUCAUGAUGGUGGAGUGUGGGCCCUUAAAUAUACUGGCAAUACUCUUAUAAGUGGUUCAACUGAUCGUACAGUAAGAAUUUGGAAUACUAAAACUGGGAAAUGUACCCAUGUCUUUAGAGGGCAUACCUCCACUGUGAGAUGCUUAGAUAUUUUACACCCAGUUAAAAUAGGUGUUGAUGAAAAUGGGGAAGACAUUAUUUUUCCUAAACAGCCUUUAUUGGUUACUGGUUCAAGAGAUAGCAAUCUUCAUGUUUGGAAGUUACCACUAGUCAGUGAAGAUGAAGAUGAUGAUGAUAUGGAUAUACCAACUAUUGAUAGCAAUGAACUGAGUAACCAGCAUUUGGUGGGAAUAUUACUGGGCCACACACAAUCUGUUCGAACUGUUUGUGGGUAUGGGAACAUUAUAGUUUCUGGGUCAUACGAUACUACUGUUAGAGUUUGGGAUUUAAUGGAUGGGCCAACUGGUUCAUGUAAAUUUGUUUUCACUGGUCAUUCUGAUCGGAUUUAUACUACGGUAUUAGAUUAUUCGAAAAAGAUAUGUUAUUCUGGGUCUAUGGAUUCCAAAAUAAGUGUUUGGAGUAUUGAAACCGGCAAGUUGAUUCGAGUCCUUGAAGGGCACUGUUCAUUGGUUGGGUUACUUGAACUUUCAGAUAAUUAUCUUGUUAGUGGAGCAGCAGAUGCCACAUUAAGAGUAUGGAAUCCAGAAACGGGUGAAGGUAUAUAUCAAUUUGAAGGUCAUAGUGGUGCUAUAACAUGUUUCCAACAUGAUUCACUUCGAACUGUUAGUGGGAGUGAAAAAAUGUUAAAGCUUUGGGAUAUGGAAACUGGAGAAUUUGUACGAGAUUUAUUACAUGAUGCCACUGUGGGAAUCUGGCAAGUUAGGUUUGAUUUCAAUCGUUGUGUCGCAGCCGUUCAAAGAACUCAAGAUGAAACGUUUAUUGAAAUCUUGGAUUUUAGUGAACCACCUAAGAAACCAAUUGAAGAAACAAAGAAAGUAAUUGAAGAGAUUUAUUGA